UGUUAUUUCAACCAUGCAUUCUAUGUCAAAGCAAAAAAGUGCCACUCCCCUUUUCUUAUGCCCUGAUGCAAAAUUUCUAAGCGUAGAAGAUGAGUUUCACUGUAUACAAUUCGGAGAGUUAUUAUCAUCUUCAUCUGAUCACAUCCGACCUUUACAUCGAAAGGUCAACAAAACGUAUGCUAAAUUCUUCAACAAGUGUGCAGUUUGCGGGGAUCAAAUACUCCACAAUCUCGAGCCCCUGAUGUACAUCUGCAAAGAACCUUCUUGCCAUAUUCCAUCACUACAGCAUAGUUUCCACAGAGUGUGUAUCGAGCCGAUAUCAAAGCACCCAUAUCAUCCUAAGCAUACUCUCCGGCUUAUUUUUACAGAUCCAAGUAAGAUAUGUAUAUGUUGUUCAAAUUUUAGUGAAUGGGUUUACAAUUGCUCUAGAUGCGAAUUUAGUGUGUGUCAAGAUUGUUCUAGAAAAGAAGCACUCCUUCAAAUAAACCAUCCAAAAAGGCAUGAGCAUACCCUUCUCUACAAUUAUAGGCCAAGCUCAUUGAAUUGUGACAUUUGUGGAUUGAGUGAUCAUAGGUCUUUGAUGUAUUCAUGUGGUCAUUGUGAUUUUGUAGUCCAUAAAGAGUGUCUAAACAUUCCAUGCAUCAUAAGAAUAUCACGUCAUGAACACCGCAUCUCUUUCAAUUCUUCUCUUACUCCAGAAAAAUUGAUGUGCGGAGUGUGUCACUGGAAGAUAGACACAAAUUAUGGAAGAUAUUCUUGCGUAAAGGGUUGCAAUUAUGGUGUUCAUUCUAAAUGUGCAACACGAGAAGAUGUAUGGGAUGGAGAAGAACUUGAGGGAAAACCAGAAGAUCCAUAUGAAGACAUUAGCUCCUUCAUUGAGAUAAGUGAGGGAAUUAUACAACAUUUAAGUCAUCAAGAUCAUCAUAUGAGACUCGAUGAGAAGACCGAUAGAGCUUUUGACGAGAACAAUUAUUGUCAAGCAUGCACACUUCCCAUAUGUGAUGAUAUUAUUUACAGUUGCAUGCAAUGUGAUUUUAUCCUCCAUAAAGAAUGUGCACAGCUUCCUCGGAAGAAACACCAAGUGACUCAUCCUCAUUCCCUUAGUCUACAAGUGGGUCAUCAAGGCUGUGCAUUGUUCGAAUGUAAAGCUUGUCUUCGUUCAAGCAAUGGAUUUGCGUACUUAUGUGAUGAAGAGGAUUGUGAGUAUAUGUUAGACGUACGUUGUGCUUCUAUAGCUGAGCCAUUGGAUCAUCGGUGUCAUCAGCAUCCCUUGUUUCUUACAUUUGAGCCCCGAUCUAAACAAAUAUGUUCGGUUUGCCACAAAUCUCGAGGUCAUCGUCUAAAUUGUGGAGAAUGUGGGUUUGUUGCAUGUUUUGGAUGUGCCACUUUACCCAAUAAGUUGAGGUACAAGCAUGAUGAACAUGUUCUUCUUUUUUCUUACGAAGAAGAGGUAAAUGGUCAAUACUUCUGCGAAGUUUGUGAAAAAGAAGCAAAUCCGAAGAAUGGAGUUUAUAUGUGCCAUGACUGCAACGUUACACUGCAUAUUAAAUGUCUACUUGGAAAAGACGUAAAUAUUAUGCAUGGUGUAGUAAUCGAGUAUCCUGAAGUGGAUGUUUCUAUUCUUCUCAAUGAUCGCCUUAGUCGCAACAUAUGUAAAAGUUGCGAUAAACUUUGUGAACACAAAAUAGUAUACGAAGUAUCUGGUUUUGAGAUAUGUUCUCUCAAGUGUAUGAAUUUUGUUGUACUAUAUUUUACCAUGUUUGCUUGAUGUUCAUUUUCUCGUUCUCUAUGUUUUACUCAUAACCAAUCUCUAGUUGGGGGCAUAUUAUAAAAACUUUGCAUUUUAUACACUUCUCCAAUACUAUGUAAGCAAUAUUGAACCAUUGUAUAUUGUCAUAUUGCACGAAGGGACUCCGAACAUACCGAUUAAUAUAUAUAUAUAUAUAUAAGAUAAAAUCAGAAUUAUAAGGAUGUCAAAUCUCUAGAUGGUACCAAUUUUCUUACCAUUCAGAUUUAUACAAUAUUGGCUAGUGUGUAUCAAAACACCCAUAUCUUCCUAUUCACUCACUCCAACUUUGUAAUUAUAGAGGUUAGAUUAUAUAUGCCUUUGUUGUUCAGACUUGGGGUUCCUAUAUAGUUGCUCUAUAUGCAUGCAUUUUUACUAUUUGUAUAGCUUGCGCAAAAAAGCCGUCACUCCUUAAAAGACUAUGUUGCAUAUAUUGUAUGAAGUUUACAAGACUAAUGAAUACUAUUUAAGGAAAACUAAAGCAUUUGCUCAAAAUAAUUACCAAAAUAGAUGACAAAUCUUACUUCAAGUUGUGGGUACAAGCACUAUAACUCAGAAAAUACACUAUUCCAAGAGUUACAACAGAGCCAAUGCCAUAUUUUGGCAUCCACUAGUAAAGAAUGUAAAGAAGAAAAAAAAGAGAGUCAAUAAAA
This is a messenger RNA of Brassica napus (rape), 2439 nucleotides long. RefSeq lists its product as uncharacterized. Lineage: Eukaryota; Viridiplantae; Streptophyta; Magnoliopsida; Brassicales; Brassicaceae. The record is from RefSeq and is a predicted model, not a curated record. The transcript has a single exon. The coding region runs from base 14 to 1768 and encodes 584 amino acids.